AGAUUGUGUCCAGCGAGAAGACAUAUCUAUCUCAUCACAGUCCCAUAUAGGUGAAGCCUGGAGUGAUGGGCUGAAGCUGAUUCAUUGGUGCUCUGACCAAGCACCCAGUGAGCUUUCAUUUUCCUAAUCUGACGAGACUGCCCCUCAUCUUGUCUUCAAAUCACAAGCUGGUCCCGGUGGUCCCUUUAUAUGGAGCCCCACCUUUCGAGUUCCGACACGAUCUACAAUCAUAACUAGCCAUAACUAGUUCCAACUCCAGAGGGUGAGGAGCGGCAGCCCUCAAUUAGCAGCGAGCUGAGUAAUGGAGUUCGACCUGGAGAACCCGCUCACCAGCUCCGAUUCGGAACUAGACUCUGUGUCGGCCCUCUUCUCCGCUGAGUCGGAUCACAUGAGCUCACUCACCACAGCACUCGACCUUCACUCCCGCCGCCAAGCCAUCUCUCUUAUCCUCCAGGUCCAGGCGCAGUGCGCGUGCAAUGUGGACCCUUUCAUGGCCUAUCUUGCAAUCAACUACGUCGACCGGUACCUCGCUCGCCAUGAAAUCCCGAGAGAAAAGCCUUGGGCCGCAUGGCUCCUCGCAGCUUCCUCGCUAUCGCUCGCUUCCAAAAUGAAGAAAUCCGAGUUCUCAUUUCCUGAUUUCCAGAUGGAAGAGGGGUUCAUUUUCGAUGAGCAAACGAUUCAUCGGAUGGAGCUCUUGGUCCUCGGAGCUCUCGAUUGGCGGGUGCGAUCCAUUACGCCGUUCUCUUUCCUUCGAUUCUUUCUAUCCUUGUUUUCCCCAGCGCAUCCCCCGCUGAUCCACGCCCUCAAAGACAGAGCUUUGCGCAUUCUCCUCAAAGCCCAGAUUGAGAUUAAGAUGCUGGAGUUCAAGCCAUCACUGAUUGCCGCCUCAGCGCUUAUCUCCGCAGCCGGCGAGCUCUUUCCUAUCCAAUCACCGGCCUUCAGCACCGCCAUCUUCUCCUCUGAUUUCGUAAAUCAAGAGAAACUCAAAGACUGCUGCCUCGUGAUGAGGGAGAUGCUGGAGAUGAUGACGAUGGACGGCUGUGAUCGGGCUCUCAAGAUGGUAUCCAGCUGCAGUACCCCUGCCACCGUGCUUGGCGGGGCCUGCCCAAGCUCCGACAGCGAAAGGACCGUCGGAUCCUCAAUGAACGGCCGGGAUGUGUAUAAGGAUCCAAUUGAGGAAACCCCACCACCUUCCAGCUUUUUCUGCCCUUAGAUUAAUCAAGAGUAUCUAUAUUUUAUAGAAAUU
Dioscorea cayenensis subsp. rotundata (Guinea yam) is the source of this 1246-nucleotide messenger RNA. Its product is annotated as cyclin-D6-1-like. Lineage: Eukaryota; Viridiplantae; Streptophyta; Magnoliopsida; Dioscoreales; Dioscoreaceae. Gene Ontology annotation, cellular component: cyclin-dependent protein kinase holoenzyme complex; cytoplasm; nucleus. Gene Ontology annotation, biological process: regulation of cyclin-dependent protein serine/threonine kinase activity; mitotic cell cycle phase transition. The coding region runs from base 302 to 1213 and encodes 303 amino acids. The transcript has 7 exons. Gene Ontology annotation, molecular function: cyclin-dependent protein serine/threonine kinase regulator activity. The record is from RefSeq and is a predicted model, not a curated record.